AUGGCCCCUUUUGCAACAGAAUCACCUCUUUACAAAGAAAUUGAAGACCCGUUUCCGAAGCUUGUGGCACCACAAGCUGCUCCGAGAAAAUACGAAUUAUUAUACCGUAACAUCCUUGUAUUUUCCUACAUGCAUAUAGUAUCACUAUACGGAAUUUAUCUAUACUGUACCAUUGCUACAUGGAAGACCUUCAUUUUUCACAACUUUGUCACGCAAUUAGUAGCCGGCAUGGGUAUGACCGCUGGCGCGCAUCGACUGUGGAGCCACCGAUCUUAUAAAGCAAAAAUGCCCUUACAAAUCUUACUUAUGCUGUUGAACUCACUAGCUUUUGGGAACACGAUUAUACAUUUCGCGCGGGACCAUCGGCUGCAUCAUAGGUAUAGCGAUACUGACGCCGAUCCUCACAAUGCAACGCGAGGCUUCUUCUACUCGCACAUUGGAUGGAUUAUGGUCAAAAAACAUCCAGAGGUGUUGCGAAGAGGGAAACUCAUCGACACGUCGGAUUUAUACGCCAAUCCUGUGCUGAGGUUCCAGGAAAAGUAUUUUUUCCCAUUAGCAGGCACCCUCUGCUUCGUGCUACCAACACUCAUACCCAUGUACUUCUUCGGAGAAACCCUCAACACGGCAUUCCACCUCGCGAUAUUCCGUUACACUGUCUUUCUCAACGUGGUGUUCCUCGUCAACAGCGCUGCUCAUUUGUGGGGCAAAAAACCUUACAAUAAACAAAUUAAACCAGUACAGAACUACGCAGUGUCUUUCUUAACGUUUGGAGAAGGAUUUCACAACUAUCAUCAUUCGUUUCCUUGGGACUACAGGACGGCUGAGCCGGGCAACAAUUGGUUGAAUGUCAGCGCUAAGUUCAUAGAUUUCUUCGCGUGGAUCGGUUGGGCGUACGACCUUAAAGCGGUUCCAGAAGAUUUUGCGCGCUCAAGAGCAAACAAAACUGGUGAUGGCAGUGACUUGUGGGGAUUCAAACGUGAUAAUAAUUUAAGAUUGAAUAAAUUGUGUUGAUAUU
Maniola jurtina (meadow brown) is the source of this 1015-nucleotide messenger RNA. Its product is annotated as acyl-CoA Delta(11) desaturase-like. NCBI's taxonomy places the organism in Eukaryota, Metazoa, Arthropoda, Insecta, Lepidoptera, Nymphalidae. Gene Ontology annotation, cellular component: endoplasmic reticulum membrane. The record is from RefSeq and is a predicted model, not a curated record. Gene Ontology annotation, biological process: unsaturated fatty acid biosynthetic process. The coding region runs from base 1 to 1011 and encodes 336 amino acids. The transcript has 4 exons. Gene Ontology annotation, molecular function: iron ion binding; stearoyl-CoA 9-desaturase activity.